AGGUGAGUUUUCGUCUUCCCGCGUCGCAACUGAACAUUCAUUUUUACACUUCUUGGCCAUCGUCGACUCAGCAAUGGUACGCUGUCUGAUUUGUUCGGCGACAUCGGUGCUUGCUUACACAGUGGGCGCCGACGUGCAGCUCAUGCAGAUGUCAGUGCAUGGGCCGGACGGGUCAGAGGCGGCAACGCUACGGACUGAAGCUUUCACGGACCCAGGGCCUCAACGUAAUUCUGAUCAUUCUAGAGCCUGCAGAGCGGGAGUCACUGUUGGUUUCCAAGGGGGAAUUAUCAUGCAAACUUCGCAACAAUUAAGUAUCCUCCAGUUGAGUCCUAUGUACGCCAGUACCUCCGAUCGAUUGCAGGACAUCGCCGACCUAUCGCAUACCACAUAUUUACUUGUCAUAAUGCUACUGGAAUGCAGCUGUCUGGCCCACUUGGAGUUGCUACAUGGCGCAGAGCGGGCAAGAAAUGGUGCAUUGACGCUGGUUGGGCAAGAUCUCCACACAGCACUAAGUCGCGUGGUUGUGCCAUCCUGUCCGGCCCGCACAUCAAAAGGAGUUCCGUGGUGCAGACAUGUGUUGCAAGGGCUCCUGGACGAGGGGUGGCAUUGCGAGCGCGUUUCAAACACUAUGACGCAACAGCGAUUUUAGUCGAUGUCCCACCCUUGCCUUCGAAGGCGGGGCAGCUCAAGGCUUACUAUCAGACUUGCUGAUUAGCUUACCAACUGGAUGUGAUCAUUACCUUUCUGGAGUGUACACAUAUGUUUUCUCAUCGUGCGGACGGACCUUAAUUCUGGAUUUGGGCUUACCCGACUAGAAGGUUCAGAGUUAUGGCGGCCCACUGACAGCAUAUCUAUUGGCCUUCACCACGACAUGGUUCGCCAUAGAAACUCGGCGGAGGUUUUACCUCCAUUCUUGGAUCUACUUGACCUGGUGGUGCUCCACACCUUGCGAGGCUACGGGUCCACCUGAUUCAACAUUAAAGGCCAGGGCAUCCAGCUCGACUACAUAAUCCUUCGGUGCGCGUUUUCUCAGAUUCUUACGACAUGGCCUUUGAGACGCAUGGGAACGUUCUUUGCGGACGACCGCGGCCCGUGCACCCAGAUAUCACGUGCCAGUACAUGCCCGCGUCGCCUACUCCUUCUCCGACACGGUCUGGUUACCGACAACAGUUGUUGACCAUCCACGGUUGGAUUUCGUCUUGACCUUGUGCAAGUGGAACCGUGGUGCUCUCAUGGACGGACUACACAGAGGUACCCACCGGUGUCGAGUUUCUACUCAAUUUCGAGCAACGCAUCUCAGAGGACAUCGACGAGUGGAAGCAGUUUCAGCAAGAGGAGCAGACCCCGAAUCUUGACUGGCUGUAUGUACUACGAGUUGUUGGCGAGGCGGCCGCUCAGCAUUGCGCCGCCCCGCCUUCCUCGUCAUCCGAAUGUCAAAAACGAGCUGCGCACGUCAGCUGCCUCAUCUGACGACGACGUCAGCUUCGCGAAGCUCUUGGGGCUGCAGCUCGCACCAAUGAAGUGGCCAUCAUUACUCAUGAACUUCAUUCACUCUCCAAAGAUAUACGACCGACUCGACGGCGCUACCUCUAUCUGUUGCGCCAGGACAUCGCUGGCGAGUUGGUGGCGGCCCACUUGCGGGACCGCAGCGCUGAGGUUGCGCGAUUAUCUAGGUGGCCAGGCGGCGACCUAUUACACAAUUGCUGGCGGAAAUUGCCCCGUCUCCGAGAGGAUUUGGCAGGCGGCGGAGUGCGAGAGCGCUGUUGCAUCGGUAGGUAUUAUUGCGUAUGCGAAGGGAAUGACGGGUUCGUGGGAAUGGACGCCGCCAGGAUGCUGGGUUAAGUUGCCCUAUGCUGGAACUUACUGGGCCAUCACGACCACCAACGCGUCCGCCAACAAUGGCCAGUACUCAGCGAUUUGCCGUGAUCCGACGCCGGCACCGACUGCGGCGACGCCCAGUCCGACGCCCAGUCCUACGCCGAGCCCAACGCCCAGUCCGACGCCCAGUCCGACGCCCAGUCCGACGCCCAGUCCUACGCCGAGCCCAACGCCCAGCCCAACUGCGCCGCUUUAUUGUCUGCAGGUUGUCACUGGCACUGGGUCCAGCAAUCAAGGCAGCGUGGACGUGAGCGUGGACGUGGGCAUUGGACUUGUGCAAGAGGCCUCCGGAUUCUAUGCCCAAGGUGCAACAGUGCUCUCGAAGUGUUUUUCCAGCGCGAUCCUGGCGCUGCAGAUGCAUAAUCCAACAACGGAUGCCUGGGCAGGCAGCAUGCUGUAUUCCACAGAUGGUGGCAACACGUACGUAUCUGUUGCAUGCGCAGACUGUUCGGGGACAACAGAUUCAGGCUCCAUGGUUUUCGAUGGAAACACCGACGGAGCCAACCAGGGUUCGACCCAGUGCCUCAAUGGAAAUACGUGCAGCUUCAUUAUGCCGACUCUUGCGCCGACGAUGGCGGCGCCGAAUCUUGGAGGGGUCGGCGCCACCGGCGAUCACCCUUAUUUUCCAGGGCUCGCGGCCAUGGGAGCGUGGACUCCGCGUCAUUUACGAAGGGUCCUGGUCUGGAAGCGCGGACGCAUGGUAAUUUACAUACGGUCUUGACCCUGCGGGGGCGGACACAGUGCAAUUCACAUGGGAUCCUGGCC
Prorocentrum cordatum is the source of this 2643-nucleotide messenger RNA. The record is from the annotation of a GenBank genome assembly. Lineage: Eukaryota; Dinophyceae; Prorocentrales; Prorocentraceae.